AUGGAUGCUCUUCUCACUUGUGCAAAUUUAAAUGAGGAAGAAUUAAAGCCACUUCCAUCAGAUGUAGUUGAAAAACUAGUUAUAACCUUCGAUUCAAUAUCUCAUGAAGCUAAAGAGCUUUCAGAGUCUUUUGAUCGAAUUAAAUCAGAAAAAGAAGGUAAAUUGGAUCAUCUGGAAAAAAAAUACCAAGCCGAAUAUGAAGAUAAGGAAGAUUUCCGUAAACGCUUGGAUAACACUUUGUCCAUUAACAACGAAUUGAGUAUCACUAUCCGCAAUCUUGAAAAUGACAGCAAGAUACUUAAUGACCAGCUCAAAAGGAAUCUCGCAGAGUUGGAAGAGUCCUAUGAAGAGGCCCAAGAAACUCGGCUGAAGGAGGAAUUAGAAAGCCUACAGCGCCAUAACUCCUGGUUAGAUGAGCGAUUCAAGACAACUACUGAUCAGUUAUUGACAAUUAGAAGGGAACUGCUCGAGCUGGCUCUUUCUUCAAAGGCAAGUCUAAAGACCAAUCAACAAACAAAGGUUGAGCAACUCUGUAGCAACGAGGAACAAGCAAAGGAAGCAGAGGAAAAAAAUUUAGAAUUACAGAAUACAGUCACAUCUAUGCAAAGCAUGCUCAAAGCCGCUUUUGAAAAUAUUUCUAAGCUAGAGGAAGAGAAGAAAUCCCUGGAAUUGGCUAGUGAAAACGACAGAGCCAAUUUAGACCAUCGAAUUCAAACUCUCGAAUCUGAUUUGGAGCGAUCUCAAGCAUUACUUGAAAAAUUCCGAGUCCAA
Molecule: messenger RNA, 771 nt
Organism: Protopolystoma xenopodis
Lineage: Eukaryota; Metazoa; Platyhelminthes; Monogenea; Polystomatidea; Polystomatidae
Source: the annotation of a GenBank genome assembly